Molecule: messenger RNA, 964 nt
Organism: Drosophila ananassae
Lineage: Eukaryota; Metazoa; Arthropoda; Insecta; Diptera; Drosophilidae
Exons: 2
Coding region: 130-864 (244 amino acids)
Source: RefSeq, a predicted model, not a curated record
UCGAAUCGCAAGUUGUUGGGGACGUUCGCUUUUGUGUGUCGAGAGCCGGAGACGAGUUUUAUAUGAAUCACUUUAAUUUUGGAGCUGAGCGGUGGCCAUAAACAAAUACAGAGAAAAAAAGCUUACAAUAUGCAUUUUCUACACCUUCACGAUGACUGCCUGGAUCUCAUUUUUGCCAAUCUCGAGAUGGAUGAUCUUCUGCCACUCUACAACCAGAUAGACACUCGAUUUGAUGAAGCUAUUGGAAGACAGCUCCACCGCUUCCGCGAUCUGAUGUUCAGCAUGCGAGAGCCCCCAGUGUUUAAUGAAAAUUUAAUGUUAUUGUUGGGCCGGCAGCUGAGGAGCCUGCACAUCAAUGUGGGCUUCUCCACGCAGGAGAAGAUGGUCCUGCAAUACCUGAAGCCCCUCUGCCAAGGAGCCUCCGAGACCCGUCGCCUGAGGGCUUUGAAGCUGGACCACACCAAGUGGUCGGACGACAUAUUGACAGCCGUGGGCAAGGUGAUUCCAUCUCUGGUCUUUCUGGACUUGCGUCAAUGCGAUGUGAGAGAUAACCAGAUAGCGCAGCUCUUGGAAUCGGCAGAUAAGUUGCGGGCCCUCGCUCUGCUCCACUUAAACAAUCAGACGGGCGACUCCCACUGGCAGCCACAGAUAUUGAACAGGACGCCCUCCUUAGAACUCAUCCAUAUCACUGUGCUAGGACCCUUGCCAUUUUCCCCGGAGGAAUUGACCCAACAGUGUCCGAAAAUUAGUUUCAUCGUGAGAUAUCUGAUAAAAAAUGAAGUCGAAGCCUAUGGCCCUCCAGCCAAUUUAGAUUAUUUUAAAUAUGGACUGUGGACUUUAGAAGGACUUUAUUCAUUGCCAUAAACGACCUCAAAAACAAUAAAUAUGUAAUUUUAAUAAUCAUUUAUUUUUUAAGUUUUACACCAUUGUAUUUGAAACCCUCGAACUGAAAUAAAAAUAUAUU